AUGGCUUCCCUCCUCGAGCGCAUGAAUGUCCCUGUCGGUGGGCUGGGCCCGGUGAGAACCAAAUCGGGUCAGGGAAACAACAGAAAGUCGUCGCCAUACAACCGACCACCGAAAGGCGAUACCGAUUCUGCCUGGUCUCAUGACAUGUUCGAGCAGCACAACUCGCUCUCUGCCCGCCUGAAUAUCUCGCCAACCGCCCCCAAAGCCAACCUGUCCAACAACAACAUGCUUGGAAAAGCCCUUCAGGCCGCGACGGGCUCUGGUUUGUCUAUCAAAGGCGCCGGCACGGCUUCGCAGGGGAACGUUGUCGAGGUAUCGGGACUCGUGACCGGCACGACUUCAGACGACGUCGUUGCUAUUUUCAAGCGCUGUGGGGAGAUUGUCAAAGCCGCGUCCCUGCCUGGCAAGGAAGUGACAAUUCGCGUAACUUUCAAGAACCCUUCUGGGGCUUCGGCUGCGGUGCAAAAGUUCCACAACCAACCAGCAGAUGGGAAGACACUUUCGGUACGCAUUGUUGGUUCUAAUUCGACAAGCUUGGGUGGUCGAUUGGGCGGGCCAGACGGGCUUGGUUUAGUGCGUGAAGAGGGGAGUGUUGAUGUUCUCAUGGAGUCUGCUGAAAGCGGGUCUAAAAUGCGGUCUGACUCGUUGACGGCUGAUCCACGUGCUCAAGUUCUCGUUGCGCCGCCAGGUGCCAAUCCUAAGGACUAUGUACAGGCGCCUGGUGGUCGUGGUGGCUUCGCGCGAGGUGGUCGUGGUCGUAACAGAGGUAACCGUCACAAAGGCGGCAAGCGCGGCGGGAAGAUGGACGUCGACUGA
Mycena indigotica is the source of this 816-nucleotide messenger RNA. Its product is annotated as Proline dehydrogenase. Gene Ontology annotation, molecular function: mRNA binding. NCBI's taxonomy places the organism in Eukaryota, Fungi, Basidiomycota, Agaricomycetes, Agaricales, Mycenaceae. Gene Ontology annotation, biological process: mRNA export from nucleus. The coding region runs from base 1 to 816 and encodes 271 amino acids. Gene Ontology annotation, cellular component: nucleus. The record is from RefSeq and is a predicted model, not a curated record. The transcript is spliced from 3 exons.